GUUUGUAAAUGAAUUUUAAAGCAUGCUCUCCAGAUAAAAUUUUUCAAAUAUUUAAUACUUUGCAAAAACAGAAUGUACUAUUUAAUAAAAAUCAAAAUUAUUUAGGAUCAUGGUAUAUUUGUGGCCCAACUGUUUAUGAUGAGGCCCAUAUUGGUCAUGCAAAAACAUAUGUCCAAUUUGAUAUUAUACGUAGAAUCUUAAAAAUGUUUUCGUAUGAAUUUGUACAAGCUAUGAGUAUAACUGAUAUUGAUGAUAAAAUAUUGAGAAGAUCAAAAGAACAAAAUAUAAAGCCAUGGGCACUUGCAAAGAUGCAUGAAAAUAUGUUUUUUGAAGAUAUGAAAUACUUGAAUGUUCAGCCACCCAAUAUUAAAUUGAGAGUAUCUGAGCACAUAGCAUACAUAUUAUAUUAUAUUCAAGUUAUGAUUAACAAAAAAUUUGCAUAUUCUGUUCCUAAUGGAAAUGUAUAUUUUGACUCUCAGAAAUAUAAAAAAAAUUAUGGCAAGUUUAGAAAUAUUUCUGAGUUAAAAAUCAAUCAAUCAUCAUAUGAACCCUCUUUUAAAGAUCCAUACCGCAAACAUCCCACUGAUUUUGCACUAUGGAAAGUGGACAAAAUUUACGAUCAAGAUGAAUAUGAUUCCAAAGUCUUUGAUGCUUCUAAAAUGAUGAUACAUAACAAUAACACUUUAACAAAUAGUUCUCUUUAUGGUAGACCAGGGUGGCAUAUAGAGUGUUCUGUUAUGUCAAACCUUGUGUUCGGUCCCAGAAUGGAUAUACAUAGCGGCGGCCGAGAUCUUAUAUUUCCUCACCACGAAAACGAGCUAGCUCAGUGUUCCUGCUUUUACGAAGGGGGGGAUAUGCGUCAUCUCGAGGAUGGAAAGGAUUACGAGAUGGCCGACAUAUGGAUGCACACCGGACACCUGAAUAAUAGCAACGACAAUCGAAAAAUGUCGAAAUCUCUCAAAAAUUUUAUGACUUUAAAGGAUUUCUUUGCCCCUCUAGAUCGGUCACAACGUCAUGCCAAUAAAAUCGAGUCCUACAACAGUGAUCAUUUUAGAAUGAUGUGUCUUCUGAAUCAUUAUAGAAAAGAUUUGACCUUUGACCUGGAUGUCACUAUGAACAAAAGCGUUUCUUUAUUAAAUCGCAUCGAUAACUUUCUGUUUCAAAGCAACGUUUACGCCCACACUGCGGGCCAAGGGGAGAAUCACAAAAUUUUCGAUAAUCACGGGAAUAUGAGUUAUUGUUGCCCAAUUGAUGAAGUACACUUGGAAGAAAUCUUGGCCAAAACGAUACUAGAAGUUGAUAGCCACCUGAGAAACGAUUUUGACACUCCCUGCGUCAUGCAAGCACUUACGAAGCUUAUCGAUGAAUAUGACAAGAACGUUAACGUUAAUUCCUCUAACCCUAUACCAUCUAUAUCAGACAUAGUAUUUUAUUCGCGCAGUCCAUUUGUCGUAGCCAAAUUAAGAUAUUUUGUCGAAAAUUUGCUUUUGGAUCUUGGAUUCAAUUUUUCUGGAAUGAAACGGCAUCAGUUAACAGUACACGAAACAAAAUACGAGACUAAUGAUAGCGAAAUAUUAAGCCAGGCCCUGACUAAAGAAAGUUCGGUUGAGAUUUUACUCAAUUUCAGGAAUAACGUCAGAUCCGCUCUUCUUGAUUCUCAGCAAGAUAUUAGUCUUGAAAAUUUGAAGGAAAAAUUGCUUAAACAUUGUGAUUCAUUGCGACAAACAAUGACAGAUUUGGGUGUCGAUAUCAAACUUCUGGAGAUGGUAGCUAGAAUUUUUUAUAUUAUUCUUAGUCACUAUAAUAUCAAUACAUAAUAAUAGAGAGCAUAUCUAACGGGGCCAUGCCGAAUUUCUUGUUGAUUCCCUCGCGGAAUAUUUCGUUGGAUGUUUUUUUGAUAAUAGACGAAUUCUUCAAAUAAAAAUGUUAAAAUAUAAUUGAGAAUAAUCAUUAUUUUCAUUGUUGUUUUGU
Messenger RNA from Gordionus sp. m RMFG-2023, 1971 nucleotides. RefSeq names its product probable cysteine--tRNA ligase, mitochondrial. Gene Ontology annotation, biological process: cysteinyl-tRNA aminoacylation. The transcript has 14 exons. Lineage: Eukaryota; Metazoa; Nematomorpha; Gordioida; Chordodea; Parachordodidae. Bases 9 to 1817 code for a protein of 602 amino acids. Gene Ontology annotation, molecular function: ATP binding; cysteine-tRNA ligase activity. Gene Ontology annotation, cellular component: cytoplasm. The record is from RefSeq and is a predicted model, not a curated record.